UUCCUGCUGAACAGAUAAUAAGAGACGUGGAUCAGAGAGAGACCCGAUCAGAACCUGCAGGACCCCUGGACCUGGACUGACCUGGACCUGGACCAUCAGGACUGACCUGGACUCAUCUGGACCAUCAGUACUCACUUGGACUCACCUGGACCUGGACCAUCAGGACUCAUCUGGACUCAGCUGCAUAUCUCAGUCUAGACCAGUUCUGUUGAGUAUUUUCCAGGAUGUGGAUGCUUGUGCUGAUCCUGGCUCUGCUGGACCAGAACCAGAACCAGGCUGCUCCUACAGGUGAACAUGGCAGUGGCUUCCAGCUCCCCCUCCAACAACAGCUGAGCCAGACCACGCCGUCGGCUGUCCCUGAUGCUCCUCCACCUCAGACAUCCUCCUCCUCCUCCUCCUCCUCGUCUUCAUCAUCGUCCUCUGAGUCGAGUCAGAGUUCAGAGGGUCCUCAGCUGCUGAGAGAGCGACAGAACCUGGAGAACCUGGAGAACCUGGAGAACCAGGAGAACCAGGAGGACCUGGAGAACCAGGAGAACAGGGCAGUGGAGCAGACGGACUGGUCUCAGGAGGCGGGCUGUGGGUCAGACCUGUGUCAGAGUGAGGUCUGGUCUCCCGGUAACAGCUCCUCUGGUCUGGCACUCGGUGAACUGGUUCUGCUGGGAGAGAGAGCGGGCGAGCGAGACCAGGAGAGAGAGACCAGGGACGACAGCGUGGAGAGGGAGAGCCAGCGCAGGGCUCUGCUGCUGACCGUUAACCACCUCCUGACUCGACCUGGAGCCGCAGACGCCAGCCUGAUGACAUCAGUGGUGGGCGGGGCUACCACACCAGAGGGAGGGGCCGGUCAGGGAGAGGGCGGGACCAGAGGAGCGGAGGUCAACGCCAAGUUUUCUCGACUGUCAGACAGCCUGACCUUCGACGUGCCGGACCAUGGCCAGAGCUACAGUUACCAUGGAGACGAGGAGGGGCUAGAGCUGGGUCUGUAGCUGAGGCCACGCCCCUUCUACUGUCAAUCAAUUAUUAAUCAAUCAAUCAGUUAUCUGAUCUAUAACCACUGAACUCAUAUUACAUUAUAUCAAAGUUUAUUAUUGUUGUUGUUUUUGGACGAGGAGCGAGUUUCCAUGGUAACAGGUUGACGACGACGUCAGGAUGGAAACGUUAACGUGAUGAAGGUUACGACCGAGCAGCCGAGGUUAUUAUUAACGUUAAACUCUUCACACUGUGACCUUUGACCUUUGAAAUUCUGAUCAGUUCAUUUUUGAAUCAAAGUUUGAGUCAAAUCUGAGACGGUUGAAAACAUGAGCUCUCAUGUCACCACUGUUGACGACACGGAGAAAAAUGAAAACUAUAUGAUAAUAAUGAUCUGUAUGAUUUAUGUUUCAUCUCCAUGUUUAUGGGAAUAAACUUUAAAAUGGA
This is a messenger RNA of Lates calcarifer (barramundi perch), 1413 nucleotides long. RefSeq lists its product as uncharacterized. The transcript has 6 exons. Lineage: Eukaryota; Metazoa; Chordata; Actinopteri; Centropomidae. Bases 225 to 983 code for a protein of 252 amino acids. The record is from RefSeq and is a predicted model, not a curated record.